AUAAAAAAAAUUGACCGCCAUCUAUUAUGCUUUUGCAAAUUGUUGCUUAUAUAAACACAAUACUGUAAAACCGGUGGGAGCGUUUAUCUCAGAGAAAAAGGACGCGAGUUCGAAUCGAAUCAAUUGGAAUUUUGACAGACUGAGAGAAAGAAUGCAAGGAUCUGACGGGCCUAGUUGGGAUGGUCUUCUCAAAUGGAGUCUUUCUCAUGCCGAUGGCACCUCUUCCUCUCGUCAGUUAAGCUUCCUAUUUGGGCUCAUAGAAAGCAGCUUCAGCUUCUUUCUUAUAUAUGUUGGCUUUUGCUCCUAGUUCCCAUUCGGAGCAGUGAAGAAGAUCGAAGAUGGUUUAUGGAAGCUAUACAAGCACAAACAGUAGAUGUGGUUAAGCGGAUGAAAGAGAUCACUGCCAUUAUGCAAAUACCUCAGGAAGUUUUGGAGGCACAAGGUGUCACAAUUGCAGAUUUGGAAGGAGUUUUGGAGGAGCUUCAGGAGCAUGUUGAAUCUAUUGACAUGGCUAAUGAUCUACAUACAAUUGGAGGGCUGACUCCUCUUCUUGGGCACCUAAAGAAUCCUCAUGCAUCAAUUAGAGCAAGAGCUGCAGAGGUUGUGACUACCAUCGUGCAGAAUAAUCCAAAAUGCCAACAACUUGUGAUGGAUGCAAAUGGUUUGGAGUUGCUGCUAUCCAACUUUGUAUCUGAUUCUGAUGUAACUGUCCGGACCAAAGCACUGGGUGCAAUCUCUUCUUUAAUUCGGCACAACAAGCCAGCUAUAGUUGCUUUUCGCCUGGCCAAUGGAUAUGCAGCACUGAGGGAUGCUUUGACUACAGAAGAUGUUAGAUUCCAAAAGAAAGCAUUGCGUAUUACACAAUAUCUUCUACAGGAAAAUGCAGCGGACUGUAAUGUAGCUAUAGAGCUUGGGUUUCCUCGUUUAUUUAUACAUUUAUCUUCCAGUGAAGAUGCAGAUGUACGCCAAGAAGCACUUCAAAAUCUUUUUCAACUCACUCGUAGUGCCAAGGUAGACAUUGCUGGUUUCACAGACAAGGAAGGAAAUUUAAGGAAAGUUCUUCAGGAACGCAUCGAUGCUAUCCAACAGAUGUCAUCUGAUGAUUUAGGGGCAGCUAAGGAAGAAAGGCUGUUGGUUGAUUCUCUUUGGCAAGUCUUUUACAACGAGCCUUCAUGUCUCCGAGCAAAUGGUUUGCUUGUUCUUCCAGGGGAGGAUGCGCCUCCUCCGGAUGUUGCAAGUAAAAUUUUCGAGCCUCCCCUUCGUGCAUGGGCAGCUCCCCGAAACGAUUCAACAGGUUCUGGAACAACUAAUAAAAAAGAAAGUCCUAUUCUUCUCCUUGCUGCAGGUGCAGCUAGCCAAAGCGAGAACUCUGAAAGUAAUACAAGUAGAAACUUUGCAGGUAACGGUGGUGGUGAAGAAGGGGUGCUUCCAGGUACAAAUUCCAGCAGCAGCUAGAGCAUUCUAAAAAUAGUUAUAGCAGGCGGUAGAAUGAAGAAUCAACUUGUAUGAUAUUUCUCUGUGCAAUUUUUUUUCCCGGAAAUUGUUAUGUUGCGAGUAAACAUUUUGAGCCUACCCUUAGAACAUGGGCUUCUCCUCGAAAUGAUUCAACAGGCUCUGGAACGGCUGAAAAAGGGAAUCCUUUUAUAAUGCUUGUUUCUGGCGCAGCUACCUCAAAUGGAAAAUCUGAAAGUAAUAGUAGAGACUCUGCAGGUAACAAUGGCGGUGACAAAGUGAUGCUUAUAGAUACAGAUUCUGAAAAUGGGAAUAUAUCCUCAUCAUUUUGACACAUGCAGUUGUUUGAUGCCGAUCUUAACAAUUUAAGCUUUAAUGUUUUUUUGGGUGUUAUAUUAGUUUUAAUUUCUGACAGGAGAUUACUUUAAUUUAGUCACCUAAUAUUUCUGUUUGCA
This is a messenger RNA of Cryptomeria japonica (Japanese cedar), 1907 nucleotides long. RefSeq lists its product as uncharacterized. The record is from RefSeq and is a predicted model, not a curated record. Bases 193 to 1455 code for a protein of 420 amino acids. Lineage: Eukaryota; Viridiplantae; Streptophyta; Pinopsida; Cupressales; Cupressaceae. Gene Ontology annotation, molecular function: protein binding. The transcript has 7 exons.